This is a messenger RNA of Arabidopsis lyrata subsp. lyrata, 2502 nucleotides long. RefSeq lists its product as uncharacterized. The transcript is spliced from 3 exons. The coding region runs from base 531 to 1139 and encodes 202 amino acids. The record is from RefSeq and is a predicted model, not a curated record. NCBI's taxonomy places the organism in Eukaryota, Viridiplantae, Streptophyta, Magnoliopsida, Brassicales, Brassicaceae.
GCAAGGUUAGGAAAGCUAGAACCAUGAAAGAUAGGAUGAGUCUGCGACCGAAUAAUGUACCUCCAACAGCAUGGCGUCUCUUUGUCAAAGCCAAGACUAGUAACGCCUUCAAGGUAUUCACUUAGUUGUCUUUGUUUAUUGGCCUGUAGAAUACUCACUUUUUUUUUCAUUCUAAUUCAGGUUGUAAGUGAUUCAUUUAAGGCAAGAAGGAAGAAGCAGAUACCUCACACUUGUGGGCGUAAAGGAAUGGUCAGAUUGAGAGAAGAAUUGGUAAAGAGUAGCUCAGAACCAUCUAAGAUCACAAGGCUAAAAGUUUGGGUCAAGUCGCGUACUAGGAAGGAUGGUACGCCUGUAAAUAUUACUGCUGCUGAAAAGAUUGUAAGUAUUGACUUUACCUAUCAGUAUGAUUUUAGAAAUUGGAUAUCCUGCUUGGUCCACCUUAUGAUCUGUAAUUGUGUUUGCAGCAAAAGGCAAAAGAGAUAGACACUGAAAGUCUUAAUGAUUCAACGACAACGAAUCCAAAGGAAGAUAUGCUUACACAGAUUUUGGGACCUGAUAAUCCUGGAAGAUUGAGAGCAAUGGGUAGAGGUAUGAGCUUGACAAAAUUGGCUUGUUUCCAAGUCAAGAGCAAAUGUAUGGCUGCAAUGGAAGAAAAGCAGAUUCGUUUGCAGAAAAAGGUUCAUGAGUUAGAGCAGAUCUUAUUACAGAGACAAGGGUCUGACAUCGGUGAAAACUCGAUUCAUAGAAGUGUAAACACCAAAUCACUUCCCAAGUGUUAUUUGGUUGACUGGUCCUGUCCUGAUGAGAAUGUCGCUGAGGGACGUGUUGUUUCUUAUGAUGAGGAUGAGUUGGUGAAUGGAAUUCCUUUAGGGCCUAACUCUGUCAAGGUUUUAGUUGAAUUAGUUACUAAACCAGAAGCAUUUCUCUGGAGACCUGCACCUGACAUGUUUACUCUUGAGGAUGCACUUGGCGAAAUGGUUGCAUGGGAUGCUGAUUACUGUAUUGUUCCAACUGAUGGUAGUAUACCAGAAGACAUAGCACCUAAGAGCCCUGGCACAAGUAUAAGGAACAAAUGCAAACUCAUGGAUUAUAGUACGAAUGAUCAAGUGAUCGCUGAAGGUCGAUUUCAGACUCGAUAACCUAAAGCGUUGGUAAAUGGACUUCCUCUUGGUCCAAAUGUAAUGAAGGUAUAUGUGGAUGUGGUAGUAAACCCUAAGGCAUAUCUAUGGAGGCCUACAGUUAACAUGAGAAAUGUGGAGGAUUCUUUGAACUGUUUUGUAGCAUGGCCUGCAAAUAGAGUUGUGAUGGAGACAACUCCAGAAUCUCCUCCUCUUCAACCAUCUACAUCUAAAGCAUCAAGUACAGGUUAUCAGAAUGAGAAGUCUCCAGUAACUCCAAAAGCUCCUGUAAAGAAACCAGCAACAACUUUGAAAGCGGCGCGCGCAUCUCCUCGUCGUAAAUUGCAGGUACUUUCUUUUAAAUUUACUGUGUUACAUGAUUGAUGGUUGGGCUGUUGACUUUGAUAAACAUGAUUGAUUGUGGUUUGUUGUUUUAAUUGUUUGUCUGGUUGUUUGUUGGUUGUCUUUGUAGCCUGUUGCAUUCAAGGAAAAUCAAAAAUGUAAGUUGAUAGAUCUGAUCAGAAAGAACCACGUCGUUGCUGAAGGACGUUGGUCAUCGAAUAAUCCUGCCAGUGUUGUCCACUUUGUACCUUUGGGCCCUAAAGCAUGUCGAGUCUGGGUGGAUGUUGUCAAGGAUAAAGAUGCUGCAGUUUGGAGACGAUCUUCUGAGAUCGAGUGUAUGGAAGAUGCAUUUGGAACCUCUAUUGCAUGGCCAGAAGAUAAAGUGGAACCAUUAAUGGUGAGAUUUGUAAUCAUUAAUUUGCUGUGAUUCAUUUUACCUAUGUCAUACUAAUCUAAGAUAUUUUUGUUUUCAGGAGUGAACUCAAUUGCUUAAUCUGAACUGAUGAUGGAAUGAAAUAUGUUUUCUGCUUUUAAUUAAGUUUAGCUAUGUUUGAGAACUUGAUAAAGACUUUCUGUUUUGUUUAUGAACUGGUUUGAUGUAUGUUUACAUGUUCUCUUUUAGAGUUCAUGAUGUAUGUGUACACUUUGUAUGCUUUGGAUCUUAAAUGAAAAAGCAUUGCUGUUUUAUGAUUUUUUGUUUCACAAUAGGUUUUUAUAAAUCCCAGAAUUGAUCGAAUAGGUGCACAAUUUUGGCAGCCAAAUAACUGUAUUCAACAACAUUGUAAUCGUGUCAUAAUAAAAUAUUCUAUGGCACUAAUAAAAAGCCAUGACAUAUUAUAGAGUGGCACGAAACAAGUGCUAGAAUAACUUAUACAAUAGCAUAUGAUACUUGCUAUAAUAGGUUCAUUUUCCAUAGCAUUCAAAAAAAUGCUAUCAUAUGGGGUGAGGCUAUUAUAGCUCCUUCUGUCAUAGCGUUCAUGAAAACGCUACAAAAUCGAUAUAGUAGUGUUUUUAGUGUACUAUCAAUGACCGAAUUUCUUGU